AAUAAACAAUCAAUUAGGUAAGGAGAGAGUUGACUAAAGCCUUAAGUUUUAUAUAUUGUCAUUUGCCAGCAGCAGCAGACGCAAUAUCUUCAAGCACAUCAACUUUUAUAGAUCUUCAAAGGUUUUACUCUUGUUUCCUAAUUUUGAUCGAUCAUCAAAAAGAUGCCGCUUCUAAAAGGGUUCGAAAACCUUAAAAUGCAAUUGGAUUCUAUAAAAUCAGCAACCAACACAUUUUCAAAAGAGAAUCAAAUCGGCGGAGGAGGAUUUGGACCGGUGUUCAAAGGAGAACUCAGUUGGAAAGAGAAGACGAUGAUCACAGUGGCUGUAAAACGUUUAAAUCGUGAGUUUGGCCAAGGAGACCCUGAGUUUUUCAAGGAGAUCAUUAUGCUUUCAGCUUACAAACAUGAAAAUAUAAUAUCCCUCUUAGGGUAUUGUGAUGAGGAAGAAGAGAAGAUCCUAGUGUACGAAUAUGCAUCAAAGCAAAGUCUCGACAGACAUCUCCGCAGCAAGGAGUUAACGUGGGUCACACGCCUUCAAAUAUGCAUCGGGUCUGCCCGCGGGCUAGCAUACCUUCAUGAUCCUGCUGGGGGGCAUCAAAGACUAUUGCAUCGGGAUAUUAAAAGUGCCAACAUUUUAUUAGAUGAAAAUUGGAACGCAAAGAUCGCAGAUUUCGGUCUAUCCAAAAUGGGUCCAGCCAACCAGCAAAUCUCAUUUUAUAUCACCCACAACAUCAGUGUUGUAGGGACGCUUGGGUAUACAGAUCCGCAGUAUAUGGAGAGUGGGAUACUAACAAAGGAGUCGGACGUCUACUCCUUUGGUGUUGUUUUGUUUGAAGUUUUGUGUGGGAGGUUGUGUAUUACUGACCCUAAUGAUAGGUCUAAAUCUUUGACUAAUAUGGUACGAAGAUAUCACAGACGGGACAGGCUAAAUGAAAUGGUUUGGUCUCACACAAAAGAUGAAAUUCAUCCCAGUUCUCUUAAAUGCUUUUCAACAAUUGCCUAUCAGUGUUUGAACGGAGAAUACGAUACACGUCCAAUCAUGAAGAAGAUUGUGCGAGAACUUGAAACUAGCCUUGAAUAUCAAUCAGUCGCAGACUCGAAGUCGUCCUUAGUGAAAGAGUUUGAACAUCUCAGAAUUGGACUUGAUAUCAUAAAACUUGCCACCAAUAACUUUGGUGAAGACCACUUCAUUGCGGAAGGUGGAUCCGCAGGGAAGUUAUAUAGAGGAGAAUUUAAACACUCUAAGGGACAAGUCGUUUGCACUGUAAAGCGCUUGGAUUGUACAAAGGACGAUAUGGAUCUUUUGUUUUGGAGAGAGAUCAUGUUGUUGUCAAGUUAUAAACAUAAAAAUGUCCUCUCACUUAAAGGAUUUUGUGACGAGAGUGAGGAAAGAAUCAUUGUAUAUGACUUUGCAAUUCAUCAGCGUCUUGAUUUUCUCCUACUUGACCCCAAAUUCACAUGGAUCCAACGUCUCAAGGCAUGUCUUGAAGCCGCAUGUGGCUUGGAGUAUCUUCAUGAUGAUAAGGUUACCCAGAAAAGUGUCGUGCAUGGUCAUAUUAGAAGUGCCAACAUCUUGUUGGACAAAAAUUGGAACGCCUAUAUUACAAAUUUUGGCUUAUCCAGAUAUGGACAUGCCAAUGAAGAACACAAGCUCCUUUUCUCUGAUGACAAAAAUGCCACUCUUGGCUAUUUUGAUCCCAUAUAUAAAAAUACAGUGCAAUUAACAAAGGAAACGGAUGUCUACUCGUUCGGUGUGGUACUAUUCGAAGCUUUGUGCUCAAGGCCUUGUGUUGAUAAUAGUUAUAAGGAUGAGCGUCGAUCUCUACCAGUAUUAAUAAGGAAGAACUAUCAAGAGCAGAAAAUAGAUAGUGUUGUGGAUGAUAAUCUAAGGCGACAGAUUGACCAAAAUUGUUUUGAUACAUUCGUAGAACUUGCAUACAAGUGUUUGGAAAGUGAUAAGUCACGACACCCCUCAGCGAAUCUGGUCAUGAAGACGCUCAAAACUGCACUUGAAUAUCAAGAGGUCUUUGAAGCAAAAACAAAUCGCCUUUUGGAUUUCGAGGAAAUAUGUCCUCCAGGAGGAAGCGAUUUGGUAAUUUUGUACACAACAAGCGUCAAAGGCAUCCGAAAGACGUCCAAAGAUUGCUCGAGGGUUCACUCGUUACUUAAAAGUCUAAAGGUUUUAUACCAAGAAAGAGAUAUAGCGAUGUACUCGGAUUUCAGAGAUGAAUUGCAGAAUUUGGGAAAAUUAUCCGCACUACCUCGGCUGUUUAUAAAGGGUAGGUACAUUGGCGGAGCAGAUGAUAUUUUUCUGUUGCACGAGCAAGGAAAAUUCCAGCCACUGGUUCGUGAUAUACUAAACAAAUCUGAAGGGCCAUGCAAAAGGUGUGCUGGAGUUCGGUCUGUUGUCUGCCGUAAGUGUAAUGGUAGCAAUAUUUUGAAAUCUGUUGAAGGGGGCAGAACGAGGUGUACGGAAUGUAACAAAAAUGGGCUUAUCAAAUGCCCCAUUUGCUUCUAAAAAUAUUUAUUUUUAAUUUGGUCCGUGACAUGUGUGUUGUUGCCACUUGCCACUUGCCACUAUCAAGUGAUGAUAAAUGUGAUUCGAGUAUUUAUAUGUGUAUAUGUUAAUAUCCCAUAUUAUUGAUGGAUUACGGUCUCA
This is a messenger RNA of Lactuca sativa (garden lettuce), 2658 nucleotides long. RefSeq lists its product as uncharacterized. Gene Ontology annotation, biological process: protein autophosphorylation. NCBI's taxonomy places the organism in Eukaryota, Viridiplantae, Streptophyta, Magnoliopsida, Asterales, Asteraceae. Gene Ontology annotation, cellular component: plasma membrane; plasmodesma. Gene Ontology annotation, molecular function: transmembrane receptor protein tyrosine kinase activity; ATP binding. The record is from RefSeq and is a predicted model, not a curated record.